Messenger RNA from Ailuropoda melanoleuca (giant panda), 2868 nucleotides. RefSeq names its product pre-mRNA processing factor 39 (gene PRPF39). The transcript is spliced from 14 exons. Gene Ontology annotation, biological process: mRNA 5'-splice site recognition; RNA processing. The coding region runs from base 187 to 2190 and encodes 667 amino acids. Gene Ontology annotation, molecular function: pre-mRNA 5'-splice site binding; protein binding. The record is from RefSeq and is a predicted model, not a curated record. NCBI's taxonomy places the organism in Eukaryota, Metazoa, Chordata, Mammalia, Carnivora, Ursidae. Gene Ontology annotation, cellular component: U1 snRNP; commitment complex; U2-type prespliceosome.
CGGGACACCGACGCAUGCGCACCGUGCUCUCGACGAGGCGGCCCUGGUGCUGGUGGCGGCUGCUGCGGUGUCUGUGGGACGGAGGCGGUGGAAGUGCCAUCUUCGGCUCUGUUGGCCCAAACUGCGGCUCAUGGCAUUGAGUGGCAUCCGUCGUCAGAUCAUUAACUGAAGACAAAAUAAACAACUAUGCAAAAUUCUCACAUGGAUGAGUACAGAAAUUCUAGUAAUGGCAGCACAGGCAACAGUUCAGAGGUAGUGGUGGAACAAUCAGCUGAUUUCAGUACUGAGAUAAUGAAUGUUACCGAAAUGGAACAGUCCCCUGAUGGAUCUCCUAAUGUGAAUGCAACUGCAGAAGAAAAUGAAAUAGCAAAUGCUGUGGACCUUCCAGUGACAGAAACGGAAGCAAACUUCCCUCCAGAAUAUGAAAAAUUCUGGAAAGCUGUAGAAAACAAUCCUCAGGAUUUUACAGGCUGGGUAUAUUUGCUUCAGUAUGUAGAACAGGAGAAUCACUUGAUGGCUGCCAGGAAAGCGUUUGACAAAUUUUUCAUACACUAUCCGUAUUGCUAUGGUUACUGGAAAAAGUAUGCAGACCUUGAAAAGCGGCAUGACAACAUUAAACAGUCAGAUGAGGUGUAUCGUCGGGGGCUUCAGGCAAUACCUCUUAGUGUUGACCUAUGGAUACAUUAUAUAAACUUCUUAAAAGAAACAGUGGACCCUGGUGACCCUGAGACAAACAGUACAAUAAGAGGAACUUUCGAGCAUGCUGUUCUAGCUGCAGGAACAGAUUUCCGAUCUGACAGACUGUGGGAAAUGUAUAUUAACUGGGAAAAUGAACAGGGAAACCUGAGAGAAGUUACAGCUAUAUAUGAUCGUAUUCUUGGUAUUCCAACACAGCUGUAUAGUCACCAUUUUCAGAGAUUUAAAGAACAUGUACAGAAUAACUUGCCUAGAGAUCUGCUCACUGGCGAACAGUUUAUUCAGCUGCGAAGGGAAUUAGCUUCUGUAAACGGACAUAGUGGUGAUGACGGUCCUCCUGGUGAUGACCUGCCGUCGGGCAUUGAAGACAUUACUGACCCAGCGAAGCUAAUUACAGAAAUAGAAAACAUGAGACAUAGAAUCAUUGAAAUUCAUCAAGAAAUGUUUAAUUAUAAUGAGCAUGAAGUUAGUAAAAGGUGGACAUUUGAAGAAGGUAUUAAAAGACCUUAUUUUCAUGUGAAACCAUUGGAAAAGGCACAGCUAAAAAACUGGAAAGAAUACUUAGAAUUUGAAAUUGAAAAUGGGACUCAUGAACGAGUUGUGGUUCUCUUCGAAAGAUGUGUCAUAUCAUGUGCCCUCUAUGAGGAGUUUUGGAUUAAGUAUGCCAAGUACAUGGAAAACCAUAGCACUGAAGGAGUGAGGCAUGUCUUCAGCAGAGCUUGCACUAUUCAUCUCCCAAAGAAACCCAUGGUGCAUAUGCUUUGGGCAGCUUUUGAGGAACAGCAGGGUAAUAUUAACGAAGCCAGGAAUAUCUUGAGAACAUUUGAAGAAUGUGUUCUAGGAUUGGCAAUGGUUCGUUUGAGAAGAGUAAGUUUAGAACGACGGCAUGGAAAUAUGGAAGAAGCUGAACAUUUGCUUCAGGAUGCCAUUAAGAAUGCCAAAUCAAAUAAUGAAUCAUCGUUUUAUGCUAUCAAACUAGCCCGGCAUCUUUUCAAAAUACAAAAAAACCUUCCAAAAUCAAGAAAGGUGCUUUUGGAAGCAAUCGAAAGAGACAAAGAAAAUACAAAGUUAUACCUCAAUUUACUUGAAAUGGAAUAUAGUGGUGACCUCAAACAAAAUGAAGAAAAUAUCCUAAAUUGUUUUGACAAAGCUAUACAUGGUUCAUUACCUAUUAAAAUGAGAAUUACAUUUUCUCAGAGAAAAGUGGAAUUUCUUGAAGAUUUUGGUUCAGAUGUUAAUAAGCUUCUAAAUGCUUAUGAUGAACAUCAAACACUCCUAAAAGAACAGGAUUCUUUAAAAAGGAAAGCAGAAAAUGGAUCAGAAGAACCCGAGGAAAAGAAAGUUCACACAGAAGAUACAACUCCAUCGUCUACACAAAUGAUUGAUGGUGAUUUACAGGCAAAUCAAGCUGCAUAUAAUUAUAGUGCCUGGUAUCAAUACAAUUAUCAGAAUCCUUGGAAUUAUGGACAGUAUUACCCUCCCCCUCCAACCUGAUGAGAAAAUAUAUCAGAUGGAAUGUGUGAAAAAUACGAAAUUAUUUUUUUUUAAUGAGGGAUGUAAACAUAGCAUAAACUUGUUGUAUUUGAUAACUUGUCUUCCUGUUUCUGUGUAACAUGAUUUGUUUAGUAAUAGGGGAAAAUGUCAGUAGCUUACCACAGAUACUAUUUCCUACCAUUUAUAAAAUUUACUUUUUAUUGGAGAACUAUUUUUUUGAUUUUUGCAUUAAGUGGUCUAGAAUUCUUUUGCAAUGCAUUUGCAACAGAGUUUUGUAGCCUUAAGGGGUAGGAAAAAAACAACUGACUGCAAAUCAUGUCAGUGUAGUACAAGAUUCUGAAAAUACAUAAGGGCUGGUUAUUAAGUAAUGAUUUACCUCUGUAAAAAAAAUGGAUUUUUAACCUUUGAUGACAAGGUUUUGUCUGUUUCAUUUAUUCUUGUGAAUUUGGAUUUAACUGCAGAAAAUAUACACUAUUAAAUACUAUGUCUUGGGAUAGAGAUUAUAAAUGAAAAAUGGAAUGUUUGCAUCCCUUUUAAAAAAUGAAAAUCAUAUCAAAAGUAUGUUGUUUCAGGAGACUUUGUAUUUAGAAUAUUCAUGUAAAACUUGUGAGCAAGCUUUCAUUUUGAUCAAACUGAUCAUCUUCAUUUUUGUAAUAAAACUGAAGACUCCUCAACAAA